Neodiprion fabricii is the source of this 2383-nucleotide messenger RNA. RefSeq names its product DNA repair protein RAD51 homolog 3-like. Gene Ontology annotation, biological process: meiotic DNA recombinase assembly; reciprocal meiotic recombination; DNA repair. Gene Ontology annotation, cellular component: Rad51C-XRCC3 complex; Rad51B-Rad51C-Rad51D-XRCC2 complex; replication fork. The coding region runs from base 515 to 1489 and encodes 324 amino acids. The transcript has 8 exons. Gene Ontology annotation, molecular function: ATP-dependent DNA damage sensor activity; crossover junction DNA endonuclease activity; four-way junction DNA binding. The record is from RefSeq and is a predicted model, not a curated record. Lineage: Eukaryota; Metazoa; Arthropoda; Insecta; Hymenoptera; Diprionidae.
AUAGUCGAGUACCCAGGGUAGCAUCUCCUCUAGCGUCCGGUCAUGCAUGACCGUGUUCGGCGGUACUUUACGGAACAACUAUGGAAAAAAUAUAAAUCGUUCGUUAUUGCACGUCAGCCUAAACGGAUAGGGUGUAAAUUGGCUCGGUUAUAUCAGAGAAAUAGGUUUUUGGCGGCAGAGCGCACAUGUGCAAGUCUUCCUACGACUUCGGAAACAGAUAGUGCGUAUGCCGUGUCUGCCCACUGAUCUCUAAUCAUAGAGAUCUCUAAUCAUAGAGAUCAGUGGGUCUGCUGCACUGAUAGGUAGGGUCAUGCAUGCGCGCAUGUGACGGUCAGAACACGAACUUGCGACAGAAUGCUACACAUGUUUAUACCUUUGCAACCUACAGGAAUUAUACCACUGAUUGUGAACUAUGUUACAAGCCAGUAGAUCAUACCUCAAAACUACUGCCCUGAGGCAGUCGUAAUUAUUCAUAUUGGUGAAUCUUUAAAUAUACAAUGCACAGUGAUUAUAUAUGAAUAUUAUCGUAAACGAUAGUCAGUUUUUUAGCAUGAUGUUGCGGCCAAUUUCUAGUCUUGCAUUGCCAGAUACGGUUAUUUCACAACUCAAGAAUCAUGGCUUUUGUUAUGUGAAUGACAUUUUGGAUGAAUCAGUAUUGCAAUUUGUUUCAGCCUCAGAAGCUACGUGUAUCGACGCUAUUCAAGAGGCUAGAAUUUGUUGUAAAGUACCCAAGAGCUUCUCUGCUUUGGAUAUCUUGCAAGAAGAAUUGCUACGACCCAAGAUAACAACAUUGAGUCAAGCGCUAGACAAUAUUUUAGAUGGAGGAUUUCAAUGUAGAACUGUAACAGAACUGUGCGGAGCUCCUGGAUCAGGAAAAACGCAAAUUUGUAUGCAAAUAUCCAUCAACGUUCAGUUGAGCGAAUCGAAGAAUGGACCGGGUGGUCAAACUUUGUACAUAGAUACAAGAAGCGGACUAUGCAUCGCAAGACUGAAAGAGAUGGCAACAGCUUGUCGCGUCUGUUUUGGAGGCCAGAACUUUGACAUUGACAGAAUUUUGGAGCAUAUAAUUGUUACUCGGCCGCAAUCGAUUGAUGAAUUAUCCACUGUUUUGGAAAACUUCAAUGAACUAGAUAAAAAUUGUCAGAUACGUCUGAUAAUAGUAGACAGUCUGUCAUUCCGUCGCUAUAGUAUUGAGGACACUUUACAACGCACACAAAAAUGCUUCAGGAUAUUGGACAAGUUGAACAAGCUGGCAACGAGAUUUAAUUUGGCUGUUGUUAUCACAAAUGAAUUAGUUAAUUCUUUCAAUGGCAAUGAUGAUUUAGUUCCAGCUGGUGGACUGCUUUGUGCUCAAAGAGUUCAUAAAAGAUUUAUGCUUACACGUCUAGAUGAUAAUAAAUUUGCAGCUCGUGCUAUGAAGACUCCUACAAUGCCGGAAGUUUCCUCGAAAUUUCAGGUAACAGCAGGUGGUAUUAGAGAUAUUAUGUAGAGUAAUGUUAUACUAUCCAACAAUUAGUAACACAAUGUUUUUUAUUUGAUGCAGUUCAUAGUGAAUAUUAAUUUUUCGUACAUAAUUUCAUUUUUAUAUGAAGCCAUAAUUUUUCAAAAUAAAUAUUGUAAACCACAUACAUUCAUAAUCAGCCUUUUACUCUAUAUUUCAAUCUUUAAUUGCCAGUGCCACCGACUAAUGCAACCAAUGUGUCUCUAUAAUCGCCUGAACAGUCAUCCUGUAAGAAUAAAACAGAAGAGUCAAUUUAUCUAUAGUAGAACUGUGACUUCAAAAUGCAUUUUUUUUUCUCAGUUAUAGUUAUUAGUUCAAAUGGAGUCUCUCGAAUGAUUAAAAUUUGUUCACUCAAUCAACUUAAAAUCAAUCGAGACUCGGUAGUUUUCUUGAAUGUGAAUUUUGGUUAUAAUUUGUAUGUGGAUAAGUCGUUCAAUUGCAAAUUCAAAUAGAUGUCUGAUCAAACCGGACGCAAAAUUUAUUUGCUUAACUUCCUUCACUUUCUAGAAGAACCAACUGUGAUGGCAUACGGAAUUAUCGUAGUGAUAGAGUUUAACAUAAUAUUGGAUGUAAAUAGGUAUAAUACUAAAUCACAAGAAUAUAACAAAACGUUGUAUACUCAAACUUCAUUUAUUUAGUUCUAUAGAUUGUACAUUGACAGUGAAAUGCUCUCGAAAUAAAUUUUUUUUAAGGAAGUAAUGUCAAAAGCAAUGAAAGCAAAAAUAAUUUCACAUUUGCAAAAUAUAAUAUCCAUAUAAAAUAUUGUAAAUAGCUCUCAAAAACACAGUAAAUAGGUACAUAACUUAUUUUUAUAUUAAUGUGUGUAUGUGUGGGAAAAAUUUAUCUACAUUUGCCUGGAAUUAUAUUUCAGUAAGAAGUUUG